AUGAUCGUUGUUGCUUAUGAGGCUGUUGAGCAACUUGAAGAUAAAUUGCUUUUUGAUAAUAAUCAUUGCAAUCAGAAAUCUGUCAUAUCCAGCCUAAACAAAGAAUUUGCAAUUAAAGACCUUGGCAAUCUAAACUAUUUUUGGGACUUGAAGUUGUUUACACGCCAAGUGGCUGAUGGAGUUCCAUACAAAGAUCUUACCUUUUACAGGUCUCUCGUUGGUGCACUUCAGUACCUGACCAUCACUAGACCAGAUAUAUCGUAUGCGGUGAAUCAGGUGAGCCAGUUCCUACAAAACCCCAGUAUUGAUCAUCUUCAGAAUGUCAAACGCAUACUUCGGUAUGUCAAGGGAACGGUUAAUUUUGGUCUUGUAUUCUCACGUCCAACUCAGACGAAGAUCAUUGGGUACUCUGAUGCUGAUUGGACUCAUUGUCUUGACACUCGCCGCUCCACCUUUGGGUACUCCAUAUUUUUAGGUGGCAACCUUGUCUCAUGGAGUGCUAAGAAACAAGCCACUGUUUCACGUUCCAGUUGUGAAUUUGAGUAUCGGGCAAUGGCCAGCAUUGCUGCUGAACUUGUUUGGAUAUCACAUUUGCUACGAGAACUUCAUGCUCUCCCUCCUGAUCGUCCGACUCUUCUCUGUGAUAAUAAAAGCGCCCUCUUCCUCACUCAGAAUCCAAUUUCCAAAAAACGCUCCAAGCACAUUGACCUCGACUACCACUUCAUUCGGGAACUAGUUGCCUCAGGGAAGUUGUCUACUUGUUUCAUUCCGACCAAGCUUCAGUUGCAUCCUCCUGUUGAGGUAUGCGAAACAUUCACAAUCAUUCCUCUUAAUUCACAGUACAGAUAA
Molecule: messenger RNA, 849 nt
Organism: Helianthus annuus (common sunflower)
Lineage: Eukaryota; Viridiplantae; Streptophyta; Magnoliopsida; Asterales; Asteraceae
Exons: 4
Coding region: 1-849 (282 amino acids)
Source: RefSeq, a predicted model, not a curated record